This is a messenger RNA of Funneliformis geosporum, 870 nucleotides long. Lineage: Eukaryota; Fungi; Glomeromycota; Glomeromycetes; Glomerales; Glomeraceae. The record is from the annotation of a GenBank genome assembly.
AUGCUAACCGAUAAACAAAUUUUCACUAUAGUCAUAUUCACCGCGUUCGCAAAUGACGAUUUUCUAACCUCAGUUAGACAUUUUUGGGAAAACCCCUGGAUAGCUGGAGUUAUCAUAACAGUAAUAAUUUGGUUAAUUAUAUUGUUAGUUCCGUCAUGUAUCUUGAUCAAAAUAAUUAAUGCAUGUGGAUUUGGUGUUAAAGGUAUUAAAAAAAAAACAUACGCUUCCAGUUAUAUGUCAUCGUAUAAUGGUGAUGUUCCAAAAAAAAGUUGUCUUUCGAAACUUCAAUCAAUUGGAGCCGCUGGUUUAGGAGUUCCUGGUAAUUUUUGUUGCAUAGUUAUUGUCAUAACUAUUUAUGUAAUUUUUGGAUUUCUUAGUGUUGAUUUGGCAUCUGUUGGAUUUCUCCUUGGUACUAAAUUGGUAGAUUUGCUCGGUCGACUGCAAUUAAAUCCAACCGAAAAGCAAUACUUUGAAAGGUUUAUUCAAAUAGAAGAAUCCACUUUAAAUGAUCAUAAUAUGAUGAUAUUUACCCUAAUGCCAGCCUUGUUAUAUAAUGAUUUAAUGUUAAAAUGCUUCAUUGAAACAUUUAUGACUAGUUCAUCUUUUGCUGAUUCUAAAUUAUAUAGAUUUAAUUUUAAAGAUUACAAUUUAACAGAAGAAGAAACGAUGAACAAUACAGUUUAUAACUCGUUAAUUGGCAAAUAUGAAAGGCCUAGGGUGAAAUUUAUUUUGAAAGGGGAUUAUAUGAUUGGAUAUGAUUUGGAUCUUAAUAAUUAUCCUAUAAAGUCAUUUAAAUGGUUGAGGGAAAUUUGGAAACUAAUAAAUGUUGGUAACCCGUCUUGCAAACUUGAGAAAGUAAAUUUCGGGUAA